AUGGCCGCAAACUUUGACAUUUCCGAAGAAGACAUUUUGAGUUUCUGCAGAGUCACCAACGCCAGCGCCUCAGUUGCAAGAACAUACUUGACGGUAUCAGAUGGGGCUGUCGAGCCAGCCAUAACACUUUUUCUAGAAAGUGGUGGAGUCGAUCUAUCACCCUUGGUCUCCCAGCAGCACUCGUCAAAUAAUGUUGAGUCUGAAAUUGAACGUGAUGCUGCACUUGCCAGACAGUUGGCUGAAGAGAGCGACCGUGUCGACGAUGCUGCACUCGCGAGACAGUUAGCUGAAGAGCCUGUCGGUGAGAAUUAUGUACGUGCCCCUAUUGCGCCAGUACGCGAAGUUUUAGUUGGUGAAUCGGAUGCUGAUGAAAGUAUAGCGGAUGCUUUCUUUCGUAGUCGUAGAUUACACCAUCGUUUUCCUACACGUAGAACGGAUUUUGAUGAGUUUCAUAGGGAAGCUGAUGCUUCAAGCUCCGAUCUAUCCCCUUUUGCUACUUUAUUCAAACCUCCACUUGAUAUUAUGCACAAAGAAGAUUUCGAAAAGGUAUUGAAGCUUAAUGCUACCCGAAACGAGAAUAAAUGGUUGAUGGUCAACAUCCAAGACAAUACCGAGUUUGCUUGUAUGGAGCUGAAUCGCGAUCUAUGGAGUGAUGAUACUGUCAAAGAUGUGAUCAGAGCUGAUUUCUACUUUUUACAAUUCACGAGUGAUCAUCCUGAGGGCCGAAGAUACAUUUCCUACUAUUCUAUUGAAAACUAUCCACACAUUGCUAUAAUUGAUCCAAGAACUGGUGAACGAUUAAAAGUCUGGAACAAGCUAAUGAAUUUAACGGAGUUCAUAAUGUCUGUCACAGACUUUUUAGAACGAUACUCUUUGUCAGAUCUAUCAGCAAGACUAAAAAAGAAAGAGAAUAUUCGUGAAACUAAAGUAACAAUUUUCUUUGAUAUGACAGAAGAAGAGCAAUUGAAUGCAGCCAUGCAAAAAUCAUUGGAUUAUAGACCUUCAAUAUCCAAUAACGGUGAUGCAGAAGAAACACCAUUAAUCACCGAGACUGAGUCAACGCAUGAACCUCCGGGCACCACCAAUGUGUUUGAUACCAUUAAACCUGUACAACGAGAAGAACCAGCAGUUGGUGAAGCUGAUGUGACUCGAAUCCAGUUCCGUCUUCCAGACAGCUCAAGAAAAGUACGUCGGUUCCGCAAAUCAGACCCCAUACAAUAUUUAUUUGAGUAUAUAAAAUCAGAGUGUGUGCCAGAUCAGCAUUUUGAGCUUGUAUUUAACCGGCAGCAACUGAUUGAGAGAAUUGAUCAAACCAUACAAGAAGUUGGGUUAGAGAAUGCUUCAAUUAGCAUUGGCUUGUAA
Ambispora gerdemannii is the source of this 1362-nucleotide messenger RNA. NCBI's taxonomy places the organism in Eukaryota, Fungi, Glomeromycota, Glomeromycetes, Archaeosporales, Ambisporaceae. The record is from the annotation of a GenBank genome assembly.